Messenger RNA from Gongylonema pulchrum, 375 nucleotides. The record is from the annotation of a GenBank genome assembly. Lineage: Eukaryota; Metazoa; Nematoda; Chromadorea; Rhabditida; Gongylonematidae.
AUGUUAAGUGUAACGACGCUUUUUCUUGGCAUAAUUGUGCACAAGUCUGUGGUGGCAUUCAGCAUCGGCAUGAAUUUGAUCAGGAAUCAUCCAGGAAAAAUAUUUUUUGUUAUAUUUCUGGUUAUCAUUGUGGCGCUUACUGCUCCUGUUGGUGGCUUAAUUGGUAUUGCUCUUGAGGGCGCCGAAAUUGGUGAGCAGCCCAGGAAUAUAGUAACAGCAGUAUUUACAUCACUAGCCAUUGGUACUUUCAUUUAUAUUACUUUUUUCGAGAUACUGUACGAAGAGCGGAGGAAGGAGGAGUGGAAACUGGAGCAAUUGUGUAGUACUAUCAUUGGCUUCGCAGUGAUUGCCGUGUUUAUGCUUUACGAACCUUGA